GUAUAAGAUCUAGUUUUAUGUGUACACUCUGAGAAAAUAUUAUACAAACUCGUUGUUUUUAAUAUUCCAGCAUAAAGACGACUUGCCGUUUUUUUAGUUAUGAUAUUAUUUUGAUGAAGUUUUCUUAGGAUAUUAACUUGACCCAUUUGCCUGCAAUAUUUUAUAUACUCUUGAAUAUUGCGGUAUAUUGUCAUAAUAUCGUCAACUUUUUUUGACAACUAUAUAAACUAUGUUGUAGUUGUUGGUCCCAACUGCGUUUAUAUCAUGAGAAACUAUAUCAGACAGUGAUAUUUAUAUAUAAGACAGUGAUAUUUUUCCAGUAAAGUUUUUAAUUUUUAUUGUUCUAGCACGAUGAAGAUGUGAGACUUCUUGGGCAAAAAAUCGAAGUGUUACAGGCCAUCGGAGCUGCGCAUGCUCCACUGGGAAUGCAGUUUCCUCGAGGACCCUUACCUCACCAGGAACCUGAAGCAGAUUAUACUUGGAAGAUAGCAAACUUCACAAGAAAGUUAGCUCAAGCAAAAUCUAACAAUGACUGUGGUGAUAUCGAAAGUGAACCUUUUUUCUCCAGUCAUGGUUACAAAAUGAAAUUGGAGGUCUAUCUGAAUGAAGGACCGCGUGGCCAUUCGGGAUAUAUGGGUGUGUACAUAUGCUUGAUGAAGAGUGAUCGAGAUGGCGCUCUGCCUUGGCCUUUCACAAAGCGUUACACAUUCGUUCUUGUUGAUCAGCAAGAUGAUCUUAGUCAAAGACAAAACAUUACAUACUCAGACGUUCCAGAGGGAGAGAAAGAGUUUAAGAGACCAAGACAGCGGGAGAAUGUUGGUUGUGGAGAGAAUCAAUUUGUUAAACAUUCAACUCUACGUACUCGUCAAUACAUUAGAGACCACGCUGUAUACAUGAAAAUAAUAAUAGAUCCAUGAAAAGGUUGUUACUCUCUAGUCUCUACCUUACAGACACCUGAUACCAAAUAUAGCAACUCUAUAUUACACGUUAAAAACGUUUUAUUCACUGAAAUUAGUUAUUUGACAUCACAGUGUAGCGAAAUUAAACUUAGAAAUACAGUUUGAUCCUCCGUAGAGCCAUCUUUUAAGUAUUUCCAAUUCCAAAGUACCGUUUCUUGGCCAAAGAGCGAAGAAAGUGCGCAGUGAAUGAUGGGAAGAUCUUCCCAUCACUGAAAACUUCACGUAAGCCUCUGUGGAGGAGAUACCUAGAUAGAGUUUGGUUGAGCUCAGAGAAGAUACUGAGUUUACUGACUGUUUCAACUAUAUUUUUUUUAGUUCAGCCGUUGGCCCGUUUCUCAUCAAAGUUCAUCACUUUGGAAAACAUUAGUUCUCUAUAAUAUUUAAAAAGUAAUAAG
Messenger RNA from Paramuricea clavata, 1354 nucleotides. NCBI's taxonomy places the organism in Eukaryota, Metazoa, Cnidaria, Anthozoa, Malacalcyonacea, Plexauridae. The record is from the annotation of a GenBank genome assembly.